AUGAUAAAUACAGGAUUGGUGCCAGAUGAGAUCACUUUUCUUGGGGUCUUAUCAGCUUGUUGUCAUGGAGGUUUGGUUGAAGAUGGUCGUAAGUACUUUUCCUUAAUGACCUCUAAAUUCAAUCUUUUCCCUGAACUUAAACAUUACUCUUCCAUGGUGGACCUUCUAGGCAGGGCUGGUCUUUUGCAAGAAGCAGAAGAGCUUAUCCAUAGCAUGCCAAUCAAGGCAGAUGCUGUGGUGUGGGGUGCAUUAUUCUUUGCUUGUUAUAUUCAUAAAAUGGAAUCACAUAUGUGGGAGGAGGCAGAGAAGGCACAAAGUAUGAUGAAGGAGAGAGGAGUUGAGAAAACUCCUGGUUGUAGCUCAAUUGAGGUGAAUGGCGCUGUACAUGAGUUUAUUGUUAGAGACAAAUCGCACCCUCAGUCGAAACAGAUAUAUGAUUGUUUGGUUGAGUUAACAAGACAAAUGGAGCUUGUUGGCAGCAUAUCAGAAGUUUCCUGCAUUUUGGGAAAAUUCCACCUUGGUGCUGAAUUUUAUGCCACAAGUUUGAGUCAGCAGGGUUCUUACAAGGAAAACAUGGUAGCUGUUCUUAAGCAGCACCAAAAUGUUCUGAAGGUUGCUAGCCAAGUACAUCUCAGUUCCAUCCUAUGCCAAGGUAUUGGAAAUUUCUCGAUGUGCUUUUCGUGA
Messenger RNA from Prunus armeniaca (apricot), 684 nucleotides. The record is from the annotation of a GenBank genome assembly. NCBI's taxonomy places the organism in Eukaryota, Viridiplantae, Streptophyta, Magnoliopsida, Rosales, Rosaceae.